GAGGCGUGACAGUUUAUCAUGACCGUGUUCAGGCAGGAAAACGUGGAUGAUUACUACGACACCGGCGAGGAACUUGGAAGCGGGCAGUUUGCAGUCGUGAAGAAAUGCCGCGAGAAAAGCACCGGUCUACAGUAUGCUGCCAAAUUCAUCAAGAAAAGGAGGACGAAAUCCAGCCGGCGGGGCGUGAGCCGCGAGGACAUCGAGCGGGAGGUCAGCAUCCUGAAGGAGAUCCAGCACCCCAACGUCAUCACCCUGCACGAGGUUUACGAGAACAAGACGGAUGUCAUCCUGAUUUUGGAACUCGUUGCAGGCGGUGAGCUGUUUGACUUCUUAGCAGAAAAAGAAUCUUUGACUGAAGAGGAAGCAACUGAAUUCCUCAAACAAAUUCUUAAUGGUGUUUACUACCUGCACUCCCUUCAGAUUGCCCACUUUGAUCUUAAGCCUGAAAACAUAAUGCUUUUGGAUAGAAAUGUCCCUAAACCUCGGAUCAAGAUCAUCGACUUUGGGUUGGCCCAUAAAAUUGACUUUGGCAAUGAAUUCAAAAACAUAUUUGGGACGCCAGAGUUUGUUGCUCCUGAGAUAGUCAACUAUGAACCACUUGGUCUGGAGGCAGAUAUGUGGAGUAUCGGAGUAAUAACCUAUAUUCUCCUAAGUGGGGCCUCCCCAUUUCUCGGAGACACUAAGCAAGAAACAUUAGCAAAUGUAUCCGCUGUCAACUACGAAUUUGAGGAAGAAUACUUCAGUAAUACCAGUGCCCUAGCCAAAGAUUUCAUAAGAAGACUGCUUGUCAAAGAUCCAAAGAAGAGAAUGACAAUUCAAGAUAGUUUACAGCAUCCCUGGAUCAAGCCUAAAGAUACCCAGCAAGCACUUAGUAGAAAAGCAUCAGCAGUAAACAUGGAAAAAUUCAAGAAGUUCGCAGCCCGGAAAAAAUGGAAACAAUCCGUUCGCUUGAUAUCACUGUGCCAAAGAUUAUCGAGGUCGUUCUUGUCCAGAAGUAACAUGAGUGUUGCCAGAAGCGAUGAUACUCUGGAUGAGGAAGACUCCUUUGUGAUGAAAGCCAUCAUCCAUGCCAUCAACGACGACAAUGUCCCAGGCCUGCAGCACCUCCUGGGCUCUUUGUCCAACUAUGAUGUUAACCAACCCAACAAGCAUGGGACACCUCCAUUACUUAUUGCUGCUGGCUGUGGAAAUAUUCAAAUGCUACAACUGCUCAUUAAAAGAGGCUCAAGAAUUGAUGUCCAGGAUAAGGGUGGAUCCAAUGCCAUUUACUGGGCUUCUCGGCAUGGCCACGUAGAUACCUUGAAAUUUCUCCAUGAGAACAAAUGCCCUUUGGAUGUUAAAGACAAGUCUGGAGAGACAGCCCUUCAUGUGGCAGCUCGCUAUGGCCACGCCGAUGUGGUUCAAUUACUGUGCAACUUCGGCUCCAAUCCCAAUUUCCAGGACAAGGAAGAAGAAACCCCCCUGCACUGUGCUGCCUGGCACGGCUAUUACUCUGUGGCCAAAGCCCUUUGUGAAGCUGGCUGCAACGUGAACAUUAAGAACCGAGAAGGAGAGACGCCCCUCCUGACAGCCUCUGCCAGGGGCUACCAUGACAUAGUGGAGUGUGUGGCUGAACACGGAGCCGAUCUUAAUGCUUCCGACAAGGAUGGACACAUCGCCCUUCAUCUUGCUGUAAGACGAUGUCAGAUGGAGGUUAUCCAGACUCUCAUCAGCCAGGGAUGUUUCAUCGAUUUCCAAGACAGGCACGGCAACACCCCACUCCACGUGGCCUGCAAAGAUGGCAAUGUGCCUAUUGUGGUGGCCCUCUGUGAAGCCAACUGCAAUUUGGAUAUCUCAAACAAGUAUGGACGAACGCCUCUACACCUUGCAGCCAACAACGGGAUUCUCGACGUGGUCCGCUACCUCUGUUUGGCAGGUGCCAACGUGGAGGCGCUGACCUCGGAUGGAAAGACAGCAGAAGAUCUUGCUAGAUCGGAACAGCAUGAACACGUAGCAGGUCUCCUUGCAAGACUCCGAAAGGAUACGCACCGAGGACUCUUCAUCCAGCAGCUGAGACCCACGCAGAACCUGCAGCCGAGAAUCAAACUGAAGCUGUUCGGGCACUCGGGGUCUGGGAAGACCACGCUGGUGGAGUCUCUCAAGUGUGGGCUGCUGAGAAGCUUCUUCAGGAGACGCCGGCCCAGGCUGUCCUCCACCAACUCCACCAGGUUCCCACCUUCGCCCCUGGCGUCCAAGCCGACAGGUAGGCGCCUCCACCUGGACCCCUCUUUCUCCAAUAGGUGCUUGCUUUUGACCUCUCUGGGGUCAAGGCCUAGGAUAGGUGAUGGCUUUGUGAUGGUUGCUUGGCCCCAGGUGGAGCAGAUCCCACUGCCUUGGUGGCUUUCAGGAGUUGGCGAUUUCAGUGUGUGGGAGUUCUCUGGAAAUCCUGUAUACUUCUGCUCUUAUGACUAUUUUGCUGCAAAUGACCCCACAUCAAUCCAUAUCAUCGUUUUUAGUCUAGAAGAACCCUAUGAGAUCCAGUUGAAUCAAGUGAUUUUCUGGCUCAGCUUCCUGAAGUCUCUUGUGCCAAUUGAAGAACCCAUAGCCUUUGGCGGCAAGCUGAAAAACCCACUCCGAGUUGUCCUGGUGGCCACCCAUGCUGACAUCAUGAACGUUCCUCGUCCAGCUGGAGGCGAGUUUGGAUAUGACAAAGACACGACGUUGCUGAAAGAGAUCAGGAACAGGUUUGGGAACGAUCUUCACAUUUCAAAUAAGCUAUUUGUUCUGGAUGCUGGGGCUUCUGGGUCUAAGGACAUGAAGGUACUUCGAAACCACCUGCAAGAAAUACGGAGCCAGAUCGUUUCGGUCUGCCCUCUGAUGACUCACCUGUGUGAGAAAAUCAUCUCCACGCUGCCUUCCUGGAGGAAGCUCAAUGGGCCCAACCAGCUGAUGUCGUUGCAGCAGUUUGUGUAUGACGUGCAGGACCAGCUGAACCCCUUGGCCAGCGAGGAGGACCUCAGGUGCAUAGCCCAGCAGCUCCAUAGUGCUGGCGAGAUCAACAUCAUGCAGAGUGAAACAGUCCAGGAUGUGCUGCUUCUGGACCCCCGCUGGCUCUGCACCAACGUCCUGGGCAAGCUGCUCUCCGUGGAGACCCCACGGGCCUUGCACCAUUACCGGGGCCGCUACACCAUGGAGGACGUCCAGCGCCUGGUGCCCGACAGCGACGUGGAGGAGCUGCUGCAAAUCCUAGAUGCCAUGGACAUCUGCGCCCGGGACCUGAGCAGCGGGACCAUGGUGGACAUCCCCGCCCUGAUCAAGACAGACAACUUGCACCGCUCCUGGACGGACGAGGAGGACGAGGUGAUGGUCUAUGGCGGCGUGCGCAUCGUCCCCGUGGAGCACCUAACCCCCUUCCCAUGCGGCAUCUUUCACAAAGUCCAAGUGAACCUGUGUCGGUGGAUCCACCAACAGAGCGCCGAGGGAGAUGCGGACAUCCGCCUGUGGGUGAGCGGCUGCAAGAUAGCCAACCGCGGGGCCGAGCUUCUGGUGCUUCUGGUCAACCAUGGCCAGGGCAUCGAGGUCCAGGUGCGCGGGCUGGAGACGGAAAAGAUCAAGUGCUGCCUCCUUCUGGACUCGGUGUGCAGCACCAUUGAGAACGUCAUGGCCACCACGCUGCCCGGGCUGUUGACGGUGAAGCAUUACCUGAGCCCCCAGCAGCUGAGGGAGCAUCACGAGCCCGUCAUGAUCUACCAGCCUCGGGACUUCUUCCGGGCGCAGGCCCUUAAGGAGACCUCACUGACUAACACCAUGGGUGGGUACAAGGAAAGCUUCAGCAGCAUCAUGUGUUUCGGGUGUCACGACAUCUACUCACAGGCCAGCCUGGGGAUGGACAUCCAUGCGUCAGAUCUGAACCUGCUGACCCGGAGGAAACUUAGUCGCCUGCUGGACCCGCCCGAUCCCAUGGGGAAGGAUUGGUGCCUUCUCGCCAUGAACUUGGGCCUCCCCGACCUUGUGGCAAAGUACAACACUAAUAACGGGGCUCCCAAAGAGUUCCUCCCGAGCCCAAUCCAUGCCCUGCUCCGGGAAUGGACCUCCUACCCCGAAAGUACCGUCGGCAUCCUCAUGUCCAAACUGCGGGAGCUUGGGCGCCGGGACGCGGCGGACUUUCUCCUGAAGGCAUCCUCUGUGUUCAAAAUCAACCUCGAUGGCAACGGCCAGGAAGCCUACGCCUCAAGCUGCAAUAGUGGCACAUCGUACAAUUCCAUUAGCUCUGUCGUGUCGCGGUGAAGGCAGCCUUGGCUUGGGCAGGGUCUCUUUGGACUGCAGAGGCAAGGAGGAAGCAGCCCAUCAGAGAGUCCGGGUGCACCCCUUCCUAUGCCCACAUCCCGAAGGACGUCACCCUCCCUCCAGCUUCACCUGUCUCUCUGCCACGCCCUCCUUCGCUCUCACACAUUCCAUUGUGAGUGAAUGGUCUUUCUAGUUUAAGAGCAGACCAUAUCCUUUCCUUUGGCCAUUUGAAAAGGUAGCGUCCCUCCCCUCCGUGUUCUGGACUCCAUCUCUCAGAGUCUAGUACCUUGCUUCUUAACUGAUCAUUUCACUGGAAUUCCUAACUUUUCAAUGAAAAAAUUUCACUACUAUAUUGAUUGUCCUUUAAAUAAAAAGCGCACAUUUAUCCAAAUGUGCAUUUCUUAUAUUCUUUUCUUUGUUAUACCAUGUCCUCAGCUUAUCUUUUUUAUAUUUGUAGGAAAACCUCUCAUGUAUGGACUCCCACUGUAUGAUUUAUAAAUAGACAAUAUGUGAGUGCCUUUUGCAGACGAGGGUGUGUUUGCCAUCAUCCAAGUCAGCCAGGAGCUGUCUGUCGGGAAGGAAACACUCCCUCUCUGUCCCUUGCUGUAUGCUGAUCAUCGCCAGAGGUGCUUCACCCUAAAUUGGCUUUGUUUGUUUGUUUUCUUCCGGCAAUGUUUGUGCUUUAUUUGGCAAGGAAAGGGAUGAAAGGAAUCCUCCUCUAGAGUGAUUUCAUGGCCAGUGUUGUUGCUCCAAUAAGACAUGUGUUCGUUAGCUUUCGUUUAAACGUCAAUGUGAACGUCCACAUGGAAACUACAAACUGUCAUGCUUUAUCAUUCCCUCUCAUCUCAGGUAGAAGGUCGACACAGUUGUAGGGCUAUGAAGAUCUGUAGGACAAUUCAGAAAACCCCUGACUCAUGAUUUGCGGCAGUCCGUUGUCAUUUGUGCAUAGCAGAUGGUUUUCCACAUUUAGAUCCUGGUUUGAUAACUUCCUAUACUUGAAGUCUAAAAAAAAGAAAAUAAGGAAGCAAGUUUAAUCUUGCAGUGCUUUUAAAUUGUGAUAGAGUUUUAAAUUCAUAUGAGGGAACAUGUCCUAAUUCUUCUGUCCUGAGAAGCAUGUAAUUUUAAUGUUAUAUCAUAUGUAUAUAUAUAUAUGCAGUAUGUAUAUACAUAUAUAUUAAUACAAGUAUU
This is a messenger RNA of Hipposideros armiger (great roundleaf bat), 5454 nucleotides long. RefSeq names its product death associated protein kinase 1 (gene DAPK1). Bases 19 to 4266 code for a protein of 1415 amino acids. The transcript is spliced from 24 exons. Gene Ontology annotation, molecular function: protein binding; ATP binding; protein serine/threonine kinase activity. The record is from RefSeq and is a predicted model, not a curated record. Gene Ontology annotation, biological process: intracellular signal transduction; positive regulation of apoptotic process; protein phosphorylation. Gene Ontology annotation, cellular component: cytoplasm; nucleus. Lineage: Eukaryota; Metazoa; Chordata; Mammalia; Chiroptera; Hipposideridae.